AUGGCCAAGAAGAAAAAGGCACCGCUUCUAGAAGCGUGGUGCUGGUAUUGCGAUCGCGAAUUCGAGGAUGAAAAGGUCUUGUUGCAACAUCAAAAGGCCAAACAUUACAAGUGUCCUCAUUGUCCGCGUCGACUCAACACUGCUGGAGGUCUCACUGUGCAUCUCCAUCAAGUUCACAAGGCAGAGCCUACGUUGUGAGUGCGCGUGGUGGCGUGAGCGUGAGCGUGUGCGUGUGCGAUCACUAACACGCGACACGCGACACGCGACACUUGCCAGCAUCGAGAAUGCAUUGCCAGGCAGGGAAUCCUUUGAUGUGGAGAUCUACGGCAUGACGGGCAUUCCAGCUGCAGAUUUGGAAGAGUGGAAAUCCAGAAGGGGUAGAUCGACGGGGCAAGAUCCAUCCAAUCCAUCAGGUCAACCAUCUGCCAAGCGUCCCAAAGUGGAGAGCGUGGCAUUGACACCUGCUCAGCUCAAAGCUCAACUCGAAGCUCACAAGGCUCUCAUGGCCGGCAAGAGUCACGCCGAAGCUGCCGCUGCCGCUGCCGGUGCUGGCGCUGGUGCCGCGACUCCGGCUUCAUCUGCUGCUGGUCCUUCCUCUGCCGCUUCGCCACUACCUCCACAUUUGGCCUAUCCCGGUCCACCACCGCCGUUUGGUCCUCCGCCUGGUUUCAACCCGUGAGUCGUGCGCGUGUGCGUGCGCGUGCGGGUGUGCGUGUGUGUCGGUGCUGACACACGCGCUCGCCUUUGCCCCCCUUGCCCAGCGCCAUUCGACCCCCUCCGUUUGGACCACCUCCAGGUAUGGGCUCGCCAGCUUAUCCGCACGGUCCACCACCAGGUUUCGCGCUCGCAGCGCCGCCUUUUUCAGGAGCGCCGUCGGGAGCGCCGCCUUAUUCAGGACCUCCACCAGGAUUCGGUACGCCUGCAGCCAUGUCUCCACCAGCAGGCGCUUCGAGUCCGUGGAUGCGGUCCGCGGCGAGCGCUACCGCGACUGCGAGUGCCAGCGCGAAUGCCACCACCGGUCCCAGUCCUCAUCAAUUGGCGGUGCAAGGAGGCGCCAAGUCGCGCAUGGUGUAUACGGAUGGCGAAUUGUCGCCAGAGGAAAGGUUGGCCCUUGAGCCGAGGUAUGCAUACAAGGAGCCCGACGAUGAUGCGAGCGUGGCAGUGGGGGCGGCAAACGAUCCGGGGGCGGGCACAAACGAUCCGGGAGCGGGGGUGGGAGCAUCGCAUCACUACGCUGGACCCCACGCGGAGUCGCAUCACUACGCUGGACCACCACCAGGCUUUGCGGCUCCACAUCACACGCAACAAGCAAGCGGCGCAAGUCCCGCAGCACCUCCUCCCGCUUAG
This is a messenger RNA of Ceraceosorus bombacis, 1347 nucleotides long. Lineage: Eukaryota; Fungi; Basidiomycota; Exobasidiomycetes; Ceraceosorales; Ceraceosoraceae. The record is from the annotation of a GenBank genome assembly.